Molecule: messenger RNA, 3345 nt
Organism: Stomoxys calcitrans (stable fly)
Lineage: Eukaryota; Metazoa; Arthropoda; Insecta; Diptera; Muscidae
Product: ras-related and estrogen-regulated growth inhibitor-like protein
Exons: 5
Coding region: 788-1513 (241 amino acids)
Molecular function (GO): GTP binding; GTPase activity
Source: RefSeq, a predicted model, not a curated record
AUGAGAUAUCGUCGGAAUAAGAUGUGCUAAGCGGAAAACAAAUCCCCAGAAAAAAAUUGAAAAACAAAAGUACAACAGCAAAAUAUAUUUAAAAAAUUCUGCGCAACGGUUUUAAAGAUUUGAAAAUUUUGUUUUGAAAAGAAUAUUAAGUCCAAAAUAAAGCAUUAGUGGAUUUUGUUGACUACAAAAAAGCUUAUUCAGUUUUCCUCUCAACAAAAGGGGAAAACGAACGAUUUGAUAUUUUAUAUAAAAAAAAGAGCAAACCUUUACAAAAUAUUUAUGGCAUUUUCGCAAAGUAACUUGACAAAGUGAAAGUGUUAACCAUUAAAUAGCCACAAAAUUAACGAAACAAAAUUUCAAAAAAAAAUUUUAAAUUAAAUUAAAACCUUUUGCUACAACAACAAACAAAAACAUAUACUACUGAGAAACCUGAAAGAAUAUCUUCAAAAACCAAAAGUGACAUUUUUCCACAAGAAAAAAAAGUACCUUUGAAAAAAUACAUUACCUUUUACAUUUUAUCACCAAGAGGAAGUUUUCUUCUUUUUUGCGAAAAGUUAACCAAACAAAAGAAAAGAGGAAUAAACACGAGAGAAAGACAAGUGUUUUGAAGUGCUUUUGUUGCAAGUGCUACUGCAAAUUAUUUUGAAAAGAAAAUCGUUUUCUUCUAAAGCAACAACAACAACCACUACAAGACUAAGAGCAACUGAAUUCAACUACAACAACAACUCUUGAGUUGUUCAAUUAUUAUUGGAAUACUUUAAACUCAAGUCCUAAGUUCUAAUCCAAUAUGAAGGCUGAGGAUAAAACUGCCAUACCCAGAGUACGCAUUGCGGUUAUUGGCCAUGCUGAUGUAGGAAAAUCAGCACUCACAGUACGCUAUCUGACGGGACGCUUCAUUGGUGAAUAUCGCUCAAAUACAGAUUUGUUAUACAAUAAAACCAUCACAUUGGAGACCGGACUGACGGAAGUGGAAAUUGUCGAUGUGUAUGCCGGAAGUGUGGAUGGCGAUGAACAAAAUGAAUUUCCCAUGGAACAGGUUCUUUGGGCUGAUGCCUGCAUGAUCGUUUACAAUAUCACACAACGCACAAGCUUUGAAUAUGCGGCUAAAUGUCUGGCCGAAUUUAAAUCACUGCAGAAUGCACCCACAGCAUAUUUGGUGGGGAACAAAGCCGAUUUGGAUCAUUUGAGAGAGGUCCACGAAAAAGAAGGUGCUGCACUCGCUGCUGCCAGCUCAAUUGGCUUCUGUGAAGUUUCGGUAGCCGAGUACACCCCCACCCUAUAUAAGGCAUUCGAAAAACUGAUCAUUGACUCAAAGGCACGACCACAAAAACAAAAUCGUAAAUUUUCUGUGAGUAAAAUGCUGGGCAACCUGAUUGGCAACAACAGCUAUGGUCAGAAAUCCCUGGGAGUCAUCAAUCACCAAGGUACAGUGGUGCCCUGCCACAAAGGUGAAUUGCACAAAUCGCGUGUCCUGAAAAGACGCCAAGGUUUCACAGCCACAACGAGUCUGUGACCAGCACGCGAAGAUAAUUGGUAGAAUAGUGAAAAAUAAAAUGGAACUAACAGGACAACAACAACAAAUUAUCUUAAUUUUUAAUUUAAAACCCCCCAAAAAAAGAAACAGGAGAUUUUUUACAACAUACACUCAUAUACACACUAAAAUGAGUGUAUAUAAUAAUUAUAUAAAAGAAAAUAUACCUAUAUAUGAAAAAUUUUUGUAUCAAAGCCAUAAUUGAUUUUGUAAUUAUGGUGGAGAAAACAACACGCUAAAUUAGCAUUACUUAGCAUAUAAGUUGUAGAACUUAAAACAAAAACAAAGCUCAAACGCUAGAAACAUAGAAGAAAACAUAUUUUUGAAGAAAUAAGAAGGGAAGAUUUUCAAUUUUCUUUGUUUCAUUGGUAGUUAAGUGUACUUGGUACAGUUUUAAGCAUCACCUUUUUUUUGUAGUUUAAGCAGAUGAAACACAUGAAACCCAUAAUUAGUACUCAUACAUAAGAUAUUUUUUUAUAAGGACUCAUGGCAAGUUAUGUUUUUGUUUUCUAAAUUUUUAUUAGGAAAUUGGCAGAAUUCAUGCUAACCCCCCUCCAAAACAGUGGGGGAGCAUGUAAUGACAUGGCAUAACCUCUAUAAACUAUAAUCAAGUAUUUAUGUCUUUAAAUGGAAUUUUGAAUAGGUAAUUUACCUUUUAUUGAGAAACCAAAACCAAAAAAACCAAACUACCAUAGCCACCAAAGCAAAAGGCAAGAGAAAUAAAUUAUUUGUUAAAAAAAAAAUCUCUAUGUAAUUGGUAAAACACCAUAGUUAUCAUAUGCUAUAAACAAAAGCAAAAACAUUCCUUUCUUAAUCAAAAACCAAACUAAAAAUCUAAGACAAACCUUAAGAGAAAUAGAAACUUAAAUUUUUAAUGUAAACUAAAUGUCAACCCAUACACACUCUAUCCCAACCAUAUUUCCCCCACCCAAAAACCACAUUUAAAAGAUUUAAAAAAAGAAAAACCAAAACCAACCUUUUUCAAACACAGACAGUUCAAAAUUUCAUUUGAAAACAAGAUUUUGAUAACAAAAAAAAAACUAAACGCUUUUUCCGGCAAAAUAAAAAGAAAAGAGUAAAGAAAAGAAAAUUAUAAUGAAAAAUAAAAAAACCCAAGCCAAAACAAACUGAAAUUUUUUGGAUUUUUGUCGGGUGCAAAGCCUUGCAAGAAUUCAAAUUGUAAAGAACUGUGAUAUAAAAAGGUUUUAAUUUAAUUAAAAUUUGGGAAAAAUAAAAUAAAAUUGAAAUUUUUCUAAUAACUAAAAAACAAACAAAAUCAAAAAAUUAUUAUGACAAUUUUUUGAUUUUCGAAAAUAAAACAAAAAAAUUGUAAACCAUCAUCAUAACAAAAAAAACAUAAACAAAAGUUCAAUUCUUGUUUUGCAACAAAAAUUAUUCUUUAAUGUUUUAAUAAAAAAAAGAACACAAAUAAGAAGAAAAAAAUCCCCUCCCGCUGAAAUUAAUAAACAGUAAACGACUAACCAGCAUAUAGCAAUGUAGUAAAAAUUUUAAUAAUUGUUUAGUUAUAAUUAUUACAAAAUUUUUAUUUUCAUUUUUUUAUUUAUGUUAUUUAUAUUUUUAUAAUUUUUCCCUUAUAAAAAUAUAAAUGCCCAGGCUGUGAAGCCAACGAAACAGCACGAAUUUAAUUUUCAUUUUGAGUAUUCGCCUCCACCCGUAACAAGAAUACUUAAAUAUUGAGAAUUCACUUAAAAAUACAGGUGGAUUGAAAAACAAAAACAAAAUCUCAAAAAAAUUGUUAAAAUUUUGUAAAAAUAAAAAGAAAAUUAAAUUCAUUAUGCAUUUAUAUUUCCCAA